Adineta steineri is the source of this 279-nucleotide messenger RNA. The record is from the annotation of a GenBank genome assembly. Lineage: Eukaryota; Metazoa; Rotifera; Eurotatoria; Adinetida; Adinetidae.
AUGCGAUUAAUCAUUGUUUUAUUUGCUAUUGCUUUCAUACUAAUGUGUUUAUUUUCAAUCAGUGAUCAACUUUCUCUUGGUCCACGUACUCGUGGUCGAGGUGGUAAAGUACGACAUCAUGAAAUAAAGAAAGAUCACAGAAGACGUGGAUCCAUCUUAGUGGGACGACCAGAUGGUUUUCUGCGAGUUCACAAACAUCAUAUUCACCCAAGUGACAAAUAUGACAGUACACAUAAAGGUGCUAACCGUUUUCGACCUCCUCACAAGAGAAAAAAUUAA